Molecule: messenger RNA, 1779 nt
Organism: Olea europaea var. sylvestris
Lineage: Eukaryota; Viridiplantae; Streptophyta; Magnoliopsida; Lamiales; Oleaceae
Product: acyl-CoA-binding domain-containing protein 6
Exons: 15
Molecular function (GO): protein binding
Source: RefSeq, a predicted model, not a curated record
UUCCUUUUUGUUUUGCAGUGGAAAUUUAGGGUUUCGAAACCGACAAAAUGUUUGGGUUUUCAAGAAGAAGAAUGAAGUUUGGAAGAUUUAAAGUACAACUUUCAGACUCUGCUCAGGGAACUAGAGGUCCAGUAAGGCAUUCUAAGCAGUUAGGCAGCACUAAUGGGGAAAGUGUUGCAUCUAAAACCCACAAACCCGAUGAACUGAACUUCCAGUCUUCAUCUAGUGCGCCUGAGCUUAACAACUGCACCUCCGGAAGCUCUGAAAAAUGGAUGGUGCUUUCAGUCUCUGGAGACAAGCCUACACCUCAUUUCUAUCAUGCAGCGGCAGUUGUUGGGAACAAGAUGGUGGUUGUUAGUGGUGAAUCUGGAAAUGGAUUGCUGGACGAUGUCCAGGUACUUAGCUUUGACAGAUUUUCCUGGACGACAGCUUCAUGAAAGCUGUACCUUUCACCGACCAGUCUUCCCUUAAAAAUUCCAGUAUGCAAGGUUCAUGCUUUGGUUCCCUGGGGAAAGAAGGUGCUUCUAAUUGGAGGCAAGACUGACCCUGUGAGUGACAAAGUCUCAGUAUGGGCAUUUAACAUAGAAAUAGAAUGUUGGUCACUAAUGGAAGCCAAGGGAGCCGUUUUAGUUGCUCGAAGUGCUCAUACCAUUGUUAAAGAAAACUCUGUUUUAAUUUUGUUUGGAGGUGAAGACUCAAAAAGGAGGAAACUCAAUGAUCUGCAUAUGUUUGAUCUGAAGUCUAUUACUUGGCUUCCUCUUCAUUUCACACCAAGACCAUCACCAAGAUCCAUCCAUGCUGCGGCUCUUUAUGAUGACAAAAUGCUUUUGAUUUUUGGCGGGGCAUCAAAAUCUUGGAUGUUGAAUGUUUUGUACUUCUUGAUUUUGAGGCACUUCAUGGUAUGGUCAAGAAUUAAUGUACGAGGUUUCCAUCUGUCUCCAAGAGCUGGUUGUUGCAGAGCACUUUGUGGCACUAAAUGGUUUAUUGCUGGUGGUGAAAGCAGGAAAAAAGGACAUGCAGAGACUUUAAUAUUUGACGUUCUUAAGCUUGAAUGGUCUGUUGCUGUUGCACCAUUUCCUUCUUCCAUAACAACUAACAAGGGAUUUAGCCUCGUUCCUGUGCAGCACAAGGAAAGGGAUUUCCUUGUUGCAUUUGGUGGUUUCAAGAAAGAUCCAUCAAAUCAGGUUGAGGUUCUUAUCGUGGAAAAAGUUGAGUCUUCGAUGAUUCAAAGAGCAACUUUGAGUAAAGUUGCCGGAACCUUGCUGUCUGAGAAUCAUGCAUUGUCCAUCGGAAUGCAAACUUGGCCAAGUCAUGGUUCUCUCAAUUGUUAAAUAGGCUCUGUUGCAAGUCAGAAUUUAGCAUCUGCAAUAGAACAGCAUGGCUCUGGUAGAAAAUCAUUGUCAUAGUCUUUGUUAGUUGAUCCGAAUAAUGCUCCAGGUAAUGUUUCUCACCGGAAGCAAUUUUAAAAUGAGGAAAAUGUGGAUAUGCAGAUGAUAAAGAGCUUAGAAGACAGAACUUCCUUCCGGGUAAAUUACAAGUCCCACUUCAAUCAUCCUAAUUAAUUUCUUAUCUAUCACCCUUCCGGUCAGAGAUGCAACAGUAAGAAAUUUAGAGCCCAUUUUUUAGGACUUUUGAAAAGCCAAAAGGAACUUAGAAAUUGCUUUUCAGCCUGUUCGCAUAAACGAGAUAGAAAUUGUAUUUCUUAUCUCACGAUUUCUGGCUGCAUCAAUGUUCUAACAUAUAUUGCACCAAUAUGUCUAAAUUGGUUAUAAUUUUCAA